Messenger RNA from Pelmatolapia mariae (spotted tilapia), 699 nucleotides. RefSeq names its product NACHT, LRR and PYD domains-containing protein 12-like. The transcript has 4 exons. The record is from RefSeq and is a predicted model, not a curated record. Lineage: Eukaryota; Metazoa; Chordata; Actinopteri; Cichliformes; Cichlidae. The coding region runs from base 289 to 645 and encodes 118 amino acids. Gene Ontology annotation, biological process: intracellular signal transduction. Gene Ontology annotation, molecular function: protein binding.
ACUUCUACAUUCUGAACCUUCUUCAGCUCUGAACAGAUGAUGAAACACUGAAUGAUUUCAAGCUCACACUUUGUCUAAUAAACUUACAUCUUUCAUUCUUUAUACAGAUUGAGGAGCUGUGAUUUGUCAGAGAUCAGCUGUGAUUAUCUGGCAGCAGCGCUGAAGUCCAACCCCUCCCACCUGAGAGAGCUGGAGCUGAACUCCAACAACAAGCUGCAGGAUUCAGGAGUGAAGCAUCUGUGUGGUUUCCUGGAGAGUCCAGGAUGUGGACUUGAAACUCUGAGAUUGAUGGACUGUGGUUUGUCAGAGAUCAGCUGUGAUUAUCUGGCAGCAGCGCUGAAGUCCAACCCCUCCCAUCUGAGACAGCUGGACCUGAGCUACAACAACAAGCUGCAGGAUUCAGGAGUGAAGCAUCUGUGUGGUUUCCUGGAGAGUCCAGGAUGUGGACUUGAAACUCUGAGAUUGGGACGCUGUGGUUUGUCAGAGAUCAGCUGUGAUUAUCUGGCAGCAGCACUGAAGUCCAACCCCUCCCAUCUGAGACAGCUGGUGCUAAGACUAAACUACCUGAAGGAUCCAGAUGUGAAGCAGCUGUCUGAUCUUCAGCAGAGUCCAGACUACAGACUGGAGACUCUGAGGUGGAGGUGAUGAUGGUAAACAGGACGGUGUGUGUGCUGAGAGAGGAGCAGCUGUGUCCUGAUG